Molecule: messenger RNA, 1305 nt
Organism: Toxotes jaculatrix (banded archerfish)
Lineage: Eukaryota; Metazoa; Chordata; Actinopteri; Toxotidae
Gene: noxred1
Product: NADP-dependent oxidoreductase domain containing 1
Exons: 6
Coding region: 213-1247 (344 amino acids)
Biological process (GO): L-proline biosynthetic process
Molecular function (GO): pyrroline-5-carboxylate reductase activity
Source: RefSeq, a predicted model, not a curated record
AAAUCAAGCCGUUAUAGUGUUUGAAUGGGUUUUCUGUUUUGUUGAAGAUAGUUUUGUCCUUAAAAAAAAAAAAAAAAAAAAAAUCGAGCUUUAUUUUGAAAUCGGAAGUUGUUUAUGUUGGCAUGGCAACAGGACGACGAAGCAGUUUUAUUACUAAAAGCUCGACAUUGUUCACUUUCUGCAAAUAUCACCCGUCUUAAAACUUUUGGGCGAUGGUGGACGUAGCUGCUGAUCUGAGCAGUCUGUCUUUUGAGGCAGGACUGACCGAAGAUGAGAGGAAGUUUCUUUAUCUUCGUGCACGCGCUGCUGGACUCACAUUUUGCGGGUGCGCGCACGCUCUUUACCUGUGCAAACUCGUCCACUCACUGAGAUGCAUCAUCAGAGAUCACACUGCAAACAGAGACUCAGUGGAGGACUCAGGAGAAGACAGUGACCUUUGUGUGGGGAUACUUGGGGCGGGUCACAUGGGAAAACAGCUGCUUCGCUCCCUCCUGGAAAUGACUGGCAUCAAACCAUCACACAUUAAGGUCUCCACUAGAACACCAGAAUCUGCAGUGGAAUUUGUCCAGAAGGGAGUGGAGUGUUUCUUCGACAAUCGCAGACUGGCAGCAUGGGCAGACGUUCUGUUCCUCUGUUGUCUGCCCUCUCACCUCCCCAAAGUCUGCGAUGAUCUCAGCUGUCACCUGUCAAAACACUGCCUUGUGUACAGCUUCAUCUCUGCUGUGCCCGUCACCAGAUUAGCUAAACUUCUUGGACACGAUUUUGUUCUGAAGCCACAAUAUGACUUUGUGAGUUGUGACACUGCAGAUGUGUGGCUGUCCUGCACUGAUCUGUCCAUGGCUCUGAAAGAUCCUUUGCUGAUAGAGGCAUUGUGUCCUCUUACAAUGAAUGGUGGCAUCUCUCUGAGUCUGAAAUGGGUGUGUGCAGUGUUGUACAGCCUGCUGAAUAUCUGCACCUCUGCCAGUGUACGAUCCAGUGAUGCCCUCUCUCUGAUCAACAGCCUCUUCGAGGAAAAAUGGACACACACAGUGCAAUUAAAUGCACAGAGUUUCAUCAGUUCAUCUUAUGCAUCUUCCCUUCUAGGAGAUGAGCCUUUUCCCUGGAUUUCUCUCACUGAUGCCCAGACCAAGGAGACACCACUGCUGAGGUUUCUAUCAGGUGAUAAAUCUGUGCAGCUGUGCAUCUCUGCAGCAUACAAAUCACUGCUGGAGACACCAGUAACAAUAGAGAGUUACACUCUAAAGUAAAUCUUAUAAUUUUUGACGAUGUCCAGCACAGUAGUACAUUUAAAGACUGCAUCUCUUA